Messenger RNA from Penicillium oxalicum, 1350 nucleotides. Its product is annotated as aminotransferase-like domain-containing protein. Gene Ontology annotation, molecular function: L-2-aminoadipate:2-oxoglutarate transaminase activity; pyridoxal phosphate binding. NCBI's taxonomy places the organism in Eukaryota, Fungi, Ascomycota, Eurotiomycetes, Eurotiales, Aspergillaceae. Bases 1 to 1350 code for a protein of 449 amino acids. Gene Ontology annotation, biological process: biosynthetic process. The transcript has 3 exons. The record is from RefSeq and is a predicted model, not a curated record.
AUGACUACACCUCCACAGCAGCAAUCGGAUCCGGCGCAACCUCCCAUCGAUCUCUUCUGCGGCUGGCCGAACCCCGCGCUCCUCCCCGCUCCCGAACUACUCCGCUCUGCCGCGACAGUCUUGACGACGCCCUCAAUUGCCCGCCCAGCUUUGCAGUAUGGUCCCGACGAGGGAUACGGACCUCUACGAGAGCAUAUAGCACAAUGGCUCGAGUCCUUCUACCGGCCCAGUCAGCCCAUCUCGCCGGGACGCAUAUGCAUCACGGGCGGAGCAAGUCAGAAUCUCGCAUGUGUGCUGGCGGUCUUCACGGACCCGGUGUACACGCGAGAAGUGUGGAUGGUGGACCCGACGUACUAUCUGGCUGGGCGCAUCGUGGAGGAUGCAGGCUUUGCAGGUCGAAUUCAUGGAGUUCCCGAGGACGAUGAAGGGAUUGACUUGUCGGUCCUCGAGAGGGGAUUACGCACGGCGGAAGACAGGGCGCUGCGUGAGGGCAAUAUCAAACCAGUAUACAAACCAGAUCGGCCCUGGCGAAAGAUUUACAAAUAUGUCAUCUAUGCUGUUCCGACAUUUGCCAACCCCUCAUCCAAGAUCAUGUCGUUGGCUCGCCGGGAACAACUAGUCCGACUAGCGCGCCAAUUUGACGCCCUGCUGGUCACCGACGAUGUGUAUGAUUUCUUACAGUGGUCAGCCUCUCCCGGGUCCAAGCUGACCCAAUCUGACCGUGCAUGUCUUCCGCGGUUGGUGGACGUGGAUCGGUACCUGGACGGUGGCCCCGCCGAUGAAUGGGGCCACGCCAUCAGUAAUGGUAGUUUCUCUAAACUUCUCGGUCCUGGUGCCCGUACUGGAUGGGCCGAGGCGACUGAAAAGCUUGCCUAUGGAAUUUCACAAGCUGGUUCUUCGCGAUCCGGCGGUGCUCCUUCCCAGCUGUGUUCCACCUUCAUUGAUCAACUCAUCCCCUCGGGAUAUUUGAGUACGUGGAUCUACGACGUGUUGCAACCAGCGUAUGCGAGCAGAUAUCAUGCGCUCCUGGCCGGUAUUCGGGAGCACCUAGUGCCACUUGGCGUAACAAUACACUCGGCACAGGAAUUCACGGUUGGCGGUUAUUUCAUCUGGAUCUCGCUUCCACUCCCUCUCUUGGCGGAAGAGGUCGUAUCGGCCGCACAGCAACGAGAGAACUUGCGCCUAGCUUCGGGUACACUCUUCGCAGUAGGAAGUCCACAGCCGCCCAGCGAUCGGUUCGCGGGCUGUGUGCGCCUCUGCUUUGCGUGGGAAGAGACACGUCACCUGGGCGAGGGAAUGCGCCGGCUGGCACGCGUUUUGAGACAUUUGUUGGAAAAGGAUCGCUCUUGA